UCGUAAAUGUCUUCUUCAACCUUAGCUUUGCUCUUGAUCCUCUUCGGAACUCUCUGUUCCUUUUUCUACUUAUUCCGGUCACGAAACCGCCUCAAAAAUGGCGGGAAAACGCCACCGGGUCCUUUCCCCCUCCCGAUAAUCGGUAACCUCCACAUGAUCGGAAAGCUCCCUCACCAAACUCUUCACCAUCUCGCCGAGAGAUACGGACCCAUAAUGUCCGUAAUGUUAGGCCACGUACCGACGAUUGUAGUAUCGUCACCUGAAGCCGUUGAGCUCUUCCUCAAGACCCACGACGCCAUUUUCGCCGGCAGACCUAAAAUCCGAGCGUCCGAGUACUUGACGUACGGUCCCAAGGGGGUGGUUUUUUCCGAGUACGGUCCCUAUUGGCGAACUGUUCGAAAAUGGUUUAGUUUGCAUCUUCUGAGCGCUUCGAGAGUUGAAUCUUUUGCACCGGUGAGGAAGCAAGAGGUUGCCUCGUUGGUUGAAUCGGUGAGGAAGGCGGCGGAAGGCGGUAAGACGGUGGACCUUAGCCGGCAGGUCGGUAAGGUUAUCGAAGUGAUCAUGUAUAGGGUUAUUUUCGGACGGUCCAUGGAUGAUCAAAUCGAAUUCAAGCCGUUAAUCGAAGAAGUCAUGAACAUUGCUGGAGCUUUUAAUCUAUCGGAUUUUGUUCCUUUCCUCGCUCCACUUGACCUUCAGGGACUAGCAAGAAAGCUUAAGAGGGCGAGUAAAGGCCUUCACGAAUUUUUCGACAAAAUAAUCGAUCAACAUGAACAAGGGACUAAACACAAGGUGCAAAAACCUUACACUGAUUUUGUUGAUGUGAUGGUUUCGUUGUUGGAUACCGUGAACCCUAAAGAUAAUGAGCAAUCGUCCAUAAUCGAUAGGAGAAACAUAAAGGCCAUAAUGGUGGACAUGGUGGCAGCUUCGUUAGACACUACAACCACGGCCAUUGAGUGGACACUUUCGGAACUCGUAAGGCAUCCUCGAGUAAUGCUCGGUCUUCAGCAAGAGCUAGAUAGGGUGGUCGGAAGGAAUAGGAUGGUAGAAGAGUCGGAUCUACCGAAACUUACUUACUUGGAUAUGAUCAUCAAAGAAAGUUUUAGGUUACAUCCGGUGGCGCCCUUUUUAAUCCCGCACGAGUCGACGGAAGAUAUCAUCGUUGACGGAUAUUUCAUAUCGAAGAAGUCGAGAAUCAUGGUGAAUACUUGGUCCAUGGGGCGAGACCACAAAGUGUGGUCCGACAAUGCAGAAGAGUUCUUUCCGGAAAGAUUCGAGGACAACAAGAUUGAUUUCGGAGGACAUGAUUUCCGACUCAUCCCUUUCGGAGCUGGUCGGAGAGGGUGCCCCGGAAUGCUAUUAGGGCUAACCACCAUGCGUUUGAUUAUAGCUCAAUUAGUCCAUUGCUUCGACUGGGAAUUGCCUGAUGGUAUGUUGCCUAACGAACUGGACAUGACCGAGAAGUUCGGCCUCUCAUUGCCGAGGGCUAAUCAUUUGUUUGCAAAGCCAACUUAUCGUUUAGUUGGUUAAAGUGUACUAAUUAAGGG
This is a messenger RNA of Hibiscus syriacus, 1544 nucleotides long. Its product is annotated as cytochrome P450 CYP736A12-like. NCBI's taxonomy places the organism in Eukaryota, Viridiplantae, Streptophyta, Magnoliopsida, Malvales, Malvaceae. Gene Ontology annotation, molecular function: oxidoreductase activity, acting on paired donors, with incorporation or reduction of molecular oxygen; iron ion binding; monooxygenase activity. The coding region runs from base 7 to 1527 and encodes 506 amino acids. The transcript has 2 exons. The record is from RefSeq and is a predicted model, not a curated record.